AUGGCAUCUGAAACUUUUGAAUUUCAAGCUGAGAUCACUCAGUUGAUGAGUUUGAUCAUCAACACAGUUUACUCAAACAAGGAAAUCUUCUUGAGAGAAUUGAUCUCGAACGCAUCCGAUGCUUUGGACAAGAUUAGAUACCAGGCUUUGUCCGAUCCAAAGCAAUUGGAAACCGAACCAGAACUUUUCAUCAGAAUUACUCCAAAGCCAGAGGAGAAGGUGUUGGAAAUCAGAGACUCUGGUAUUGGUAUGACUAAGGCCGAGUUGAUCAACAACUUGGGUACCAUCGCCAAGUCUGGUACUAAGGCUUUCAUGGAAGCUUUGUCUGCUGGUGCGGACGUUUCUAUGAUUGGUCAAUUCGGUGUUGGUUUCUACUCGCUAUUCUUGGUCGCUGACAGAGUGCAAGUUAUCUCCAAGCACAACGACGACGAGCAAUACGUCUGGGAAUCCAACGCUGGUGGUUCUUUUACCGUUACCUUGGACGAAACUAACGAAAAGAUCGGUAGAGGUACUAUCUUGAGAUUGUUCUUGAAGGACGAUCAAUUAGAGUACUUGGAAGAGAAGAAGAUCAAGGAAGUCGUCAAGAGACAUUCUGAAUUCGUCGCUUACCCAAUCCAAUUGCUGGUCACUAAGGAAGUUGAAAAGGAAGUUCCAUUGACCGAAGAGGAAAAGAAAGAUGAGGAGAAGAAGGAGGAAGAGGACGACAAGAAGCCAAAACUAGAAGAAGUUGAUGAAGAUGAAGAAAACAAGGAGGAAAAGAAGACCAAAAAGGUUAAGGAAGAAGUUAAAGAACUAGAAGAAUUGAAUAAGACCAAGCCUCUAUGGACCAGAAACCCAUCUGAUAUCACUCAAGAUGAAUACAACGCUUUCUACAAAUCUAUCUCCAACGACUGGGAAGACCCUCUAUACGUCAAGCACUUCUCUGUUGAAGGUCAAUUGGAGUUCAGAGCUAUCUUGUUCAUUCCAAAGAGAGCUCCAUUCGAUUUGUUCGAAAACAAGAAGAAGAAGCAUAACAUCAAGCUAUAUGUCCGUCGUGUCUUUAUCACUGAUGAGGCUGAAGAAUUGAUCCCAGAAUGGUUGUCUUUCGUUAAGGGUGUCGUCGACUCCGAGGACUUGCCUUUGAACUUGUCCAGAGAAAUGUUGCAACAAAACAAGAUCAUGAAGGUUAUCAGAAAGAACAUUGUCAAGAAGUUGAUCGAGUCCUUCAACGAAAUUGCUGAGGACUCCGAGCAAUUCGACAAAUUCUACUCUGCCUUCGCUAAGAACAUCAAAUUGGGUAUUCACGAAGACACCCAAAACAGAGCUGCUUUGGCCAAGUUGCUACGUUACAACUCCACCAAGUCUGUCGAUGAGUUGACCUCCUUGACUGACUACGUGACUAGAAUGCAAGAGCACCAAAAGAACAUCUACUACAUUACUGGUGAGUCCUUGAAGGCUGUUGAGAAAUCUCCAUUCCUGGAUGCUUUGAAGGCAAAGAACUUCGAAGUUCUAUACUUGGUUGACCCUAUCGAUGAAUACGCCUUUACUCAGAUGAAGGAAUUCGAAGGUAAGACUUUGGUUGAUAUCACCAAGGAUUUCGAAUUAGAGGAGACCGAUGAGGAGAAGGCCGAAAGAGAGAAGGAGAUCAAGGAAUUUGAACCAUUGACUAAGGCUUUGAAGGAAGUUCUAGGUGAUCAAGUUGAAAAGGUUGUUGUAUCUCACAAGUUGAUCGAUGCACCAGCUGCCAUCAGAACGGGCCAAUUCGGUUGGUCCGCCAACAUGGAAAGAAUCAUGAAGGCUCAAGCUUUGAGAGAUUCUUCCAUGUCUUCCUACAUGUCAUCUAAGAAGAUCUUCGAAAUCUCUCCAAAGUCUCCAAUCAUCCGUGAAUUGAAGAAGAGAGUUGAUGAAGGUGGUGCACAAGACAGAACUGUCAAGGAUUUGACUAACUUGCUGUUCGAAACUGCAUUGUUGACCUCUGGGUUCAGUUUGGAAGAGCCAUCCUCUUUCGCUUCCAGAAUCAACAGAUUGAUCUCUCUGGGUUUGAACAUCGAUGAAGAUGAGGAACCAGAAGCCGCCGCUGCUGAAACUCCUGCUGCCACCGAAAAGGUGGAAGAAGUUCCAGCUGACGCUGAGAUGGAAGAAGUUGAUUAA
Molecule: messenger RNA, 2130 nt
Organism: Torulaspora globosa
Lineage: Eukaryota; Fungi; Ascomycota; Saccharomycetes; Saccharomycetales; Saccharomycetaceae
Gene: HSP82
Product: Hsp90 family chaperone HSP82
Exons: 1
Coding region: 1-2130 (709 amino acids)
Biological process (GO): protein folding; protein stabilization; cellular response to heat
Cellular component (GO): cytosol; plasma membrane; perinuclear region of cytoplasm
Molecular function (GO): ATP hydrolysis activity; ATP-dependent protein folding chaperone; ATP binding
Source: RefSeq, a predicted model, not a curated record